This is a messenger RNA of Rhodofomes roseus, 1297 nucleotides long. Its product is annotated as Vps51/Vps67-domain-containing protein. Bases 256 to 879 code for a protein of 207 amino acids. Gene Ontology annotation, biological process: retrograde transport, endosome to Golgi; Golgi organization; endocytic recycling. NCBI's taxonomy places the organism in Eukaryota, Fungi, Basidiomycota, Agaricomycetes, Polyporales, Fomitopsidaceae. The transcript has 3 exons. The record is from RefSeq and is a predicted model, not a curated record. Gene Ontology annotation, cellular component: GARP complex; EARP complex; membrane.
AGGCGCUGACAAUUUGAAGUUUUCGUCGGCAAGGAUGCAAGGGAAGGAUCAACGCGACCGAACACGCGUUACUACACUCGCGACUGGCAAGCUAUAGCGAAACGCGGUGCCAUGAAUCACGUGUAGCGUGUCGCACUGACGCGCACCACCCAAUCGAAGCGUCUUCCGACUCUUCGUUACUCGCCAGCUCAGCCACGGCCCACAACGACUCCCUACGCCGCCUACCAGGCGUCGCCGGCCUCAUCCCCGUUGACAAUGUCCCUCCCACCGUUCAGCCCACCCUCUCGCUCGCGCACGCCCAUUCCCCGGCCUCCCUCCUUGCCUCUGCGUGCCACCACCCCGGGCUCCCCCAACACGCCCACCCCCGCAAACAUGCGCCGCAUCUCCAGCACGAGCCCGCUUGUGCAUGGCGGCGCGCUGCCGAUGUCUCCGCCGCCCGAUGCGAGUAACCGGCAGAGGGUAUCCCCGCCCGCGGGGGGCGAGCGGCCGAAGACGCGUGCGAGGGAUCUAUUGAGGAUGCAUUACGGCUUGGGUGUGGGUCCGCCGCCGCCGAUGGGCGGAGCAGGGAGGGCGGCGGACCCGAUGGACCUCGAUUCGUCGGCGUUUGACGCGAAGGCGUACUACGAACAGCUGAUCACGACGAGCUCGCUGCCCACGCUGCUCAAGCGCGAGAACGACCUCCUCUCUGAGAUCCGCCAGCUCGACAGCGAGCGCCAGAGCCUCGUGUACAACCACCACCACGAGCUCAUCGCCGCGAGUGACACUAUCGCCGCAAUGAAAUCGCGUGCGGACCACUUGGAUGCGGACCUCGACCUACUAAGGGCGGCGUUCUCGGAGAUAUCGCGUUUGUCGACGGAGAUCACUGGGCGCGACUCGUAGUAGGCUCUCCCGGCCAGGUCAUUAGAUAAGGCCACUAGACAUGAACAGUGCUGGCAGGGAGUAAACAAGCUUUGGCUCCCUGCUGGUAUCGGCGCGUCGGGAGACGUCAUGCGCACAGUGCUACAAAGGUGUCCUGCGCGCAGGAAAGGCUAUGAAGCGGCUUGAAGCUGGAGGCCAAGUACUCUAGGCUGUUAGAACUUAGAACGCCGAUCGCGCUGGGCCCUUGAGCAUCUUAGUGAGAUGCGUUCACUUUCGUAGUCCAGCAAGGGCGAAUGAGGGCCCCCUUCCAAGCUGUACCUCUGUAAUUACGUAGGUACAUACUAGCCAGUGCUGCAUGACUGAACGUCGUAUGUUAAACUGGGUCUCUGUACUGAGUCCCGACUUCGUCUAUGAUCAUCGUUCAGGACAAUGGGGCGAG